CUGUGUGUGAGCAGGGUUGCAGUGACUGAGGAAUUUGUGGUGCUGACGGGGCACCGGGUGCCCUGCUGCUUCCUCCGUCCUCCUGCUUCAGGGCCGCACAGUCCGGCGGCCCGGAAUGUCUCCGAGCUGCAUGCAUGAACCCCACGGCGAGGGCCCCCAAACAAAAAGACGCAGUCCUGAGAGCAGCAGCUGCAGAUCUCAAAACCACAGCUUCACCGGAGCGCCUCCCAAGGAAACUGCGGUGAACUCGGAGACGGAUUCCAGCUCGGCCUUCUGUGUUCUGGCCUUUCUCUCUAAUACCGGGAAGGAUCAGAUUUACCCCGUUCUGCCUCUUUUUUCCGUCUGGUUAUGUGUGUGGUAGAUGGUGGGAGCAAGAGUGGUAUCGGGGGUGUGGUAUCUGAGUCAGCCAGGCCGAGCUCCGAGAAAGGCCCGGUGUGUCAAGAUCUUUUUCCACAAUCCUUCUGAGCUUUAGGAGGAAAUGGUUGCUAUUGCAUAUAUAAAAGUCAACGUCAAGAUGAGUCUGUGUUUCCUCUUUGUUCCUUGAAAUGUAAUUUUUGUUGUUCGGGGCUUGAGGACAUUUGUUUCCUUCUGUGAAAGAGAGAAAAUCGGCUCGGACUGAAAAGAGAAGCAGCCCUGUAAUUAAUCAGGCCGGGAGGGAAAAGACAGCUCUGGCUUGUCUGGACUCUGCAAUUUUCCAAUAGAGGAAUCUUGAAAAGGACUGACCAUUUCUUGCAGUUCUAAAAUCAUGGCCCAUGGUUCAGUGACAUUCAGGGAUGUGGCCAUAGACUUCUCACAGGAAGAAUGGGAAUGCCUGGGCCCUGCUCAGAGGGACUUAUACAGAGACGUGAUGUGGGAGAACUAUAGCAACUUUAUCUCACUAGCAGGAUCUUUCAUUUCUAAACCAGAUGUGAUUGCCUUACUGGAUGAAGAAGGGAAGGAACCCAAGAUGGGUGUGAGGGAAGGGACAAGAAGAUACUGCCCUGAUUUGGAGUCCGGAUACAAGAUCAAUACUUUAUCUCCAGAAAAGGACAUUUAUGAAAUAUAUUCAUUCCAGUGGGAGAUAAUGGAAAGAAUUAAAAGCUAUAGCCUUCAGGGCUCCAUUUUUAGAAAUGAUUGGGAAUGCAAAAGCAAAAUUGAGGGGCAAAAGGAACCGCAAGAGGGAUAUUUUGGGGAAGUGAAAAUUACCUCUGAAAAAAUGACCACUUACAAAAAGCACAAUUUUCUUGAAUAUCAGAGAGUUCAUAAUGGAGAAAAGAUAUAUGAAUGUAAGGAAUGUAGGAAGACAUUUAUUCGUCGCUCAACACUUAGUCAACACCUAAGAAUUCAUACUGGUGAGAAACCUUAUAAAUGUAAGGAAUGUGGGCAGGCCUUUAGACAACGUGCACAUCUUAUUCGACAUCACAAACUUCAUACUGGUGAGAAACCCUAUGAAUGUAAGGAUUGUGGAAAGGCCUUUACAGUGCUCCAAGAACUUACUCAACAUCAGAGACUUCAUACUGGUGAAAAACCUUACGAAUGUAAGGAAUGUGGAAAGGCCUUUAGAGUACAUCAGCAACUGGCUCGACAUCAGAGAAUUCACACUGGUGAGAAACCCUAUGAAUGUAAGGAAUGUGGGAAGACCUUUAGACAGUGUACACACCUUACUCGACAUCAGAGACUUCAUACUGCUGAGAAGCUCUAUGAAUGUAAGGAAUGUGGAAAAGCCUUUGUGUGUGGUCCAGAACUUAGAGUACAUCAGAAAAUUCAUUUUGGUGAGAAACCAUACACAUGUAAGGAAUGUGGAAAGGCUUUUAGAAUAUGCCAACAACUUACUGUCCAUCAGAGUAUUCAUACUGGUGAGAAACCCUAUGAAUGUAAAGAAUGUGGGAAGACGUUUAGAUUAAGGCAACAACUUGUUCGCCAUCAGAGAAUUCAUACUCGUGAGAAACCUUAUGAAUGUAUGGAAUGUUGGAAAACCUUUAGUAGUUACUCACAACUUAUUUCACAUCAGAGCAUUCAUAUUGGUGAGAGACCCUAUGAAUGUGAAGAAUGUGGAAAGGCCUUUAGACUUCUCUCACAACUUACUCAGCAUCAGAGUAUUCACACUGGUGAGAAACCUUAUGAAUGUAAGGAAUGUAGAAAACCUUUUAGACUACUCUCACAACUUACUCAGCAUCAGAGUAUUCAUACUGGUGAGAAACCUUAUGAAUGUAAGGAAUGUGGUAAGGCUUUUAGACUUUAUUCAUUUCUUACUCAACACCAGAGAAUUCAUACUGGUGAGAAACCCUACAAAUGUAAGGAAUGUAAAAAGGCCUUUAGACAGCAUUCACACCUAACUCAACACCAGAAGAUUCAUAAUGGAAUUUAAUACAAGAAAACUUUUCAAAUGUACAUUAUGUCACAGAAUAUCAGAAGAUUCAUUUUUGAGAUAACUUUAUGCUCACAACUGAGCAUAAGACAUUUUAUGUUCGAGAAAGGAUAUGUUGCUUUAAAAAGUCUUUCAUCACCAUUCAAACAUUGACUAUCUUCAAUAAAUUCCUGUGACAGAAUAAUGUAAUGAAUGCAGGGAAAUGUUUAGCCUUAUCUGUCAUUAUCUCUAUUUCAUCACUUUACCCCCAGUGUGAUAUGGGGCAAGAUACUUAAACUCCUGUGCCUAGUUUUACUAACUUGUAAUAUGGUGAUAAUAGUAUUUAUAUGUAUUAGUUAUUUAUUGCUGUGUAAUAAAUUACUACAAACUUAGUAGCUUAAAAUAAUACACAUUUAUUAUCUCACAAUUUCUGUGGAUUAGGAGUCCAGGCAUGUCUUGGUUGGGUCCUCUGCUUUAGGUUCUCUCACAAGUGAGAGCUGGGAUCUCAUCUCAAGGCUCGACUGGGGAAGGAUCCACAUUCAAGGUAACAUGGUUGUUGCCUUCAUUCAUUUUUUCAAGGGCUGUUACAUUGCGAACCUCAGUUUUAAGCUGGUGUUAGCUGAAGGCUGACUGCAGUUCUGUGCCAUAAUGGCCUUGUCAACAUACCUGCUUGCUUCAUCAAAGCGUAUAAGCCAAGAACACAAUAGAGUCUGCUAGCAAGAUGGAAGUUACAGUCUUGUAUAAUAUAAUCGUGGAAGUAACAUUUUAUUGCCUUUGCUGUCUUCUGGUUAGAAGUAAGUUACAAGGCCAGCCCACGCUCAAGAGAGGGAAUUAUACAAGAGUAUGAAUAACAGGAAAUAGGACCUUUGGGAGCCAAUUUAGAGUCAACCUGCCACACUGUUAACAGGAUUGUUCUAAGGAGUAAGUAGUUAAUAUUUGGAAGAAUAGCAGUCAUGUAGUAUGUAUUCUGUAAAUAUUAUCUAUAAUUGUUACCAUCAUUAGUUUUAGUGAAUUCAUAUCUAAAAUCGAUCCUUUAGAAGUAAUAAAUGUAGAAAUGCCUCCUAUCACCUCUCAGCACUUAUUAAACUUAAAAUAAUUUAUUCCAAGUAAAAUCUAGGAGAAUAUAGUGAGUGUAAGAAGUUCUUCAUCACUUGACCUGCAUCAGAAAUUUCAUGCCAAAAAGAAACUCUAUGUAUGUUGUGAAUGUGAGGUUAAGAGUACAACUGUUGAAGAAUCAGAGCAAUAUGAAAUUAUUU
Molecule: messenger RNA, 3582 nt
Organism: Galeopterus variegatus (Sunda flying lemur)
Lineage: Eukaryota; Metazoa; Chordata; Mammalia; Dermoptera; Cynocephalidae
Gene: ZFP14
Product: ZFP14 zinc finger protein
Exons: 5
Coding region: 746-2347 (533 amino acids)
Biological process (GO): regulation of DNA-templated transcription
Source: RefSeq, a predicted model, not a curated record